GAAUGUAAUGUUUAGAGCAGCAGACAACAGUCAUCAUGUUGGGCUCCUUAGUUCUUUUUGGGUUUUGCAUCUGCCUCUUUUACUUCUUAAUCAGGGUCCAGAGACCAAAGAACUUCCCCCCCGGGCCACGACCCUUACCCAUAUUUGGCAACUUUUUUCAACUUAAUAUCAAAAAUCCACUGAAAGACUUUGAAAUGUUGGCUGAGCGUUAUGGGAAUGUUUAUAGCCUCUAUCUCGGGAGAAGUCCAGCUGUUGUACUUAACGGUUUGAAGACUAUAAAAAAAGCUCUGGUCAGUAAAUCUGCAGAUUUUUCAGGACGCCCACAGAAUUUGCUAGUCAGCCAUAUAAAUGAAGGAAAAGGAGUUAUAAUGGUUGAUUAUGGUCCUGCAUGGAAGGAGCAUCGGCGUUUUGCUCUCAUGACCCUAAGGAACUUUGGCAUGGGGAAACAGUCUAUGGAGAACAGGAUUCUGGGAGAAAUUGAACACCUUGUUGCAAAACUGGAGAUCCAUGCGGGAAGCGUCAUGGAUCCUGAGACUUUGUUCCAUGAUGCAGCAUCAAAUAUCAUCAACCUGGUGUUAUCUGGCACUCGCUAUGAAUAUGGUGGUGAAAGCCUUAAAAAAUUUAUUACAUUAUUUAAUGAAGCUGCCAAGAUUAUUAAUGGACCUUGGUUAAUGAUCUAUGAUAAUUUUCCCUUGGUGAGAUCCCUGCCUCUUCCCUUUAUGAAAAUCUUUAAGAACAACCAUUUACUUAAAGAAAUCACAGCGACCAUGAUCAAAAACCACAAGACGACAAGAAUACGUGGAGAGCCGAGAGACUUUGUCGACUGCUAUCUGGAUGAGCUUGAUAUGGUAAAAGAAGGAUCAUCAUUUAAUGAAGAACAAUUGGAAAUGUUCAUUCUAAAUUUGCAUGAAGCUGGGAUUGAUACCAUAUCCAAGACCCUACUUACAACAUUCCUCUACCUCAUGGCUUAUCCAGAUAUUCAGGAGAGAUGUCAGCAGGAGAUUGAUGAGGUUCUACUUGGAAAAUCUGAGGUGUCUUUUGAGGACAGACAUGAUAUGCCGUACACACAGGCUGUAAUGCAUGAGUCUCAGCGCAUUGCCAACAUUGUCCCUCUAAGUGUGUUCCACUCGACCACGAGAGAUACUGAACUGAUGGGCUACAGCAUCCCAAAGGGAACUAUUAUCAUCCCAAACCUCUCCUCAGUGCUGAGGGAAAAAGGCCAGUGGAAGUUUCCUCAUGAGUUCAACCCAUCAAACUUCCUCAAUAAACAAGGACAGUUUGAGAAGCCUGAGGCAUUUAUACCUUUUUCAGUUGGGCCUCGUGCGUGUCUAGGUGAAGGUCUUGCUCGCAUGGAGCUCUUCCUCAUCUUAGUCUCCCUGCUGCGUCGCUUUAGGUUCAUUUGGCCUGAGGAUGCAGGAGAACCAGAUUUAACUCCUGUAUAUGGAGUUACAAUUGCCCCCAAACCAUACAAGAUGGGAAUUAGACUGAGACAACCAGCUAGAGAGAUCCAGAAAUAGUCAGAUAUACUGUACUAUAUACUGACUAAUUAGUUAUGGUAAAUUAAAUAGUAUUAUAUCACAAUAACUGAAAAAAAAAGAAGAAGAAUGUUGAUGAAUGAUGAGCUUAGGUAAAUGUUGUUUUGAACAUUUGGAGUAGAGAAUUAAAGCCUGUAGAGAAUUAAGGCUAUAUUCUGGUUGUAUUGUGGGUUGUAAGUGGCUCUUUGCAAUACUUGCCUCAAGUUUAAACAUUAUGAAACCACAAUACAAAAUUAUGUAAAUAAAUUAUUUUACAGAGUAUGUACAAGAUAUAACCAACAAACCCAUUGCAUGUCAAAAAUAUCAUACCAUAUGUAUAUCAUACUGUAAUACUAAACAUGACAGUUUAGCCUUGUCUACCUUAAACAGUCUUAGAACAAAUUGUAAACUGUAAUUUCUUUAAAAAUGUAAAAUUAAAAACAAAAAUGUUGUAUGGGUAUGCACUAUAAAUUAAAAAUGUUUGGAGCAGUGAACUAAAAUAAAUUGCUUAAUAAAGUAAAAUUUGAGAACCUGUGCUUGGGAGGA
Molecule: messenger RNA, 2060 nt
Organism: Clarias gariepinus (North African catfish)
Lineage: Eukaryota; Metazoa; Chordata; Actinopteri; Siluriformes; Clariidae
Product: cytochrome P450 2F2-like
Exons: 9
Coding region: 36-1517 (493 amino acids)
Biological process (GO): xenobiotic metabolic process
Cellular component (GO): intracellular membrane-bounded organelle; cytoplasm
Molecular function (GO): iron ion binding; heme binding; oxidoreductase activity, acting on paired donors, with incorporation or reduction of molecular oxygen, reduced flavin or flavoprotein as one donor, and incorporation of one atom of oxygen
Source: RefSeq, a predicted model, not a curated record